Molecule: messenger RNA, 3146 nt
Organism: Thunnus maccoyii (southern bluefin tuna)
Lineage: Eukaryota; Metazoa; Chordata; Actinopteri; Scombriformes; Scombridae
Gene: ghdc
Product: GH3 domain containing
Exons: 11
Coding region: 993-2885 (630 amino acids)
Cellular component (GO): cytoplasm
Molecular function (GO): acid-amino acid ligase activity
Source: RefSeq, a predicted model, not a curated record
AAAUAAUAGAAUCAACAUCAAAAACAAUAAAUUAAAUAUUAAACUAACAUUUAACAAUAAAAAAUGUAUUAUUUUGGGUUUGGUUUCUCUCUAUUGAACAAUGUUAUUGCACCAUGUCUUGUAAGGAAUAAGGCAUUAAUAAGGAAUCACACAUGAUUCUUCCAAUUCAACCAAAAGAAAUCCAAAAUAAUUUUCCUGAAGAGCUGAGUAACAUUUUCUUUGUCUGUUAUUACAAGAGUACAACUCAAAUAUAAUCAAGUAUACAUCUCUUCUAACUUCUCCAAGGUAACACUUUGUCAACAACUCCAUUAAGACUUGUUUUAACUACAGAAACGAACUGCUUGUGAAAAACUGAAAAUCUGAGUAACCUUGAAUUGUGAUGAUGAGACAUUAUUAUAAAUUAGAUCAGAUAGUUGUACCACAGGGAGGGAAGGUGGCUUUUGCUUAAUUGUAUUAUCUUUGUUAUUCCUUUGCAGUUCUUUGUGAGGGGAUAUUAGAUGGAAAGUUUCUAUUUCUUUUGGUUAAAUCAUUCAGGCUACCGAUGUCGUCUGUAGUCAGUCAGCCAAUCAGCGCGACCGUUUAUUGCUGCAUUCAAGUUACAUGGGAUGAAUGAUACUCAUAUUAACGACUUGCCAGCAUUAACGUCAUUAAGAUGGUUCUUUAUAUCCAGUAUCAGUUUGAUUUUCAGACACUCCCAUAAUAUUACUCACCAAGUCGUAUGUAUCAGAGCUUUCUCUCAGUCGUAAUUACGAAUUGGCUUUUGAUGUGAACAAGAUUUACAAGUUGGAGUCUCGUAAAUUACAACAAUUCAGUCAUGCCGUGAAGGCGGCAUGUGACCCAAACACGGAAGCAGUACAAACGGAUGCAAAAGUAAAAAGUUCAGGUUCCUGCGAUGUCACAUAAACGCAACCUAAACUAAACGUUAUUACUAUUACUAUCCACACUAACUGUUAAAACAGCAGAUACGUUUUGGAUGCUAUUGUUUUGUCCAGAUGACUUUCUCUUGGUUUCGCGUUGCGGUGCCGCUUUGUGUUGCGGUGUUAUCGGCUGCUGUCGCCUUUCUCGCACACAAUCAAGCGAUGCCGCCUCCUCUCCCUGCCGCUCUCGGUAUCUGCUCUCUGGCCGGGAUGGCACUCAUCUGGAGGGACAUUAGCUCGAAGAUGAAAGGUGAAAGCCGGACACUAAGCAGCCUGCUCAGCCAGUACUUGGCGGUGAAGGGAGUCGGCUGGCUGGGCAGACGGCAGAGACGGAAACUUGAAGCCGAUACGCUCAAUGUGAAGCAAGUUCAAGAGGAGACUCUGCUGAAGCGCCUGCAGAAAAACCAGCACACAUGUUAUGGAAAACAGUAUGACUUCAGCUCAAUAAAAGACAGCGGUGGCUUUCGGGCGCGUCACCCCAUCACCACAUACGAGCACUAUCGUGAGCUCAUCGGUCGCAUCGCUGCGGGAGAGGAGAAGGUGAUCAUCGCUGAGAAGCCGCUGAUCCUGGCCAUGACCUCUGGGACAUCGGGAGCCAGCGCCAUGCUGCUCAGCACCAAGGACACUAACACUGAGUUCUUCCUGCAGGGAGUGACUGUGUGUUUAGACAUCAUGCGGCAGGCGUUCCCCGCCACAGAUAGCCUCCAGCGCACAACCAAGUUCUUCUACACACCGACUUUUCGCCAGUCAGAAGCUGGCAUUCCCAUUGGGCCAAACUCCUCCACACCAGCCUCCUCCCACCACAUGCUCAACCUCUAUACCACCCCAGCACCUGCCUUCGAGGUUCCCAGUGAGAAGGACACUCUCUACCUGCAUCUCCUCUUUGCUCUGAAAGAUCCCAGUGUGGGAACACUGGAGUCCAACUUUGCCUCCACAGUCUUCUAUGCCUUCACUGCCUUACAGGAGCGCUGGCAGGAGCUUGUAGAGGACAUUGAGAGAGGGAAGGUCAGCAGCGCUCUGGCUCUGGAGCCUAAAGUGAGGGCCAGACUUGAGGCUCUGAUGAAGCCAGACCCGGAGAGGGCUGCUCAGCUCCGGGCUCACUUCCAGGACGGCUUCCGAGGGAUUGCAAAGCGCCUCUGGCCUCACCUCCACCUGGUGCUGGCAGUGGACUCAGGCUCCAAUCAGAUCUACGGGGACAUGUUGAGGGAGAACUACUGCCAAGGAAUACCUUUCUACUCGCCCUUCUACGCUGCUACUGAAGGUCUCAUAGGGGUGAAUCUGUGGCCUGAGGAACCAAACAGACGCUACCUGCUGUGUCCUCGUUCCAUGUUUUGUGAGUUUCUGCCAGAGAGCAGCCUGGAGGAGGAGACGCCUCACACUGUGCUGAUGGAGGAGGUGAAGGAGGGAGACAACUAUGAGCUCGUUAUCACAAACGCUUCAGGACUCUUCAGAUAUCGCAUUGGAGACAUCGUGAAAGUAGUUGGAUUCCACAACCAGUGUCCUAUUGUUGAGUUUCAAUACAGACGGGGUCAGAUGUUGAAUGUUCGAGGGGAGAAAGUGUCUGAGUCGCUGUUCCUUGAUGUUUUGAAGAAAGCUGUUGCUCAGUGGCCCGGAGCACAGCUGGUUGACUACUGCUGUGCAGAGAGCGGCAUCUUAGGAGAUUCGAUAGGCGGCUCAGAUCCUCAUUACCAGGUCUUUAUAGAGCUGAAAGGUGUGAGGAACCUCACAGAGGCACAGCGAUAUAAGUUGGACAUUUGCCUCCAGCAGGACUCGGCUGUCUACAAGUCUUUCCGUAUCAAAGGCAGCAUCGGACCAAUGAGGGUGCAGCUUGUAGCAGAGGGUGCAUUCAAGGAACUUCGCAAGCAGAUGAUGGCCUUCUCAAACACGUCACCCAACACGUUCAAAAUGCACCGGGUGCUGCGCAGGAAAGAAUACGCCGACUUCCUCUUGGGAAAAACAGUUUCCUGAAAUCUGAAGGAAAAGGAAUUGUCGGGAAAUGAGACAGUAUGUGUGUGGACUGUAGUGAGCACUGACAGAAUAUAAUAUCUCCAGUUGUUAUAUCAGCGACUCACGAAUGAGUUGAUGAAUUGUGCCUUUUGGAAAGUGACAAACACAAAAACAGAACAUCAUCAAUUAUUGGCAAAGAAAAAUGUUAGUUUGACUGAUUGAUUGUUUUGUUGUUUCUUUGUACCAUAUUUAUAAGUUUAUUAAAGUGAACUGUUAAGCUGU